Ooceraea biroi (clonal raider ant) is the source of this 4742-nucleotide messenger RNA. RefSeq names its product Death resistor Adh domain containing target (gene Drat). NCBI's taxonomy places the organism in Eukaryota, Metazoa, Arthropoda, Insecta, Hymenoptera, Formicidae. Gene Ontology annotation, molecular function: oxidoreductase activity. The record is from RefSeq and is a predicted model, not a curated record.
CAGAACCCUACGCAGCUUCGUCGCGUCUAGCAGCAAGCGAUCAGCAAUUUUCCGCGAGGACGCGUGAGCUCGCGCCGACGAGUCUGAGGUGUAUCGCUCGCCGAUCGCCAUCGUUUCCCCGUGGUCGUCGCUCGUCACUGACGCCUUCGACGCGAUCGAUCUUCAAGCACUCCUUAAAAGCUCAUCUCCUCGUGAUCUCAUCGCCGGUGCAAAAACGAAACGCUUCGCCUUCGCAUCGCACGUGACCCCCGGCAAAGCAGACGUGCUCGCGUGCUCCAGGGAACAUAGGAAAAACAGACGUUGCACGUGGUCCGCGAGUGCUACGCGUGUCUUCCACUCCCGUCCCCGCGUUCACUUUCCCUACCACCUUACCGUAAGAACCCCGUCCGGCAAGCAGUAUAAAAACGAACGUGCGUCAACGCAACGAGUUAGUGCGUUUCAUGCGCUGAGAGAGGAAGGUACUGGGUGCUCGUUCAUCCCGUUCUUCAUCGUUCGCGAGUUCUUGCGAUAUUAGAGAAGUUAGAUUUGCGUAUAAUAGGUGGGACAGGAAUAAAAAUCUCUUUGAUUGUUUCACUGAUCGCUAGAAGUGGUUUUGAAGAAAGCGAUUAACGGAGUGCGAAAGUUUUAAGUGGGAAAAGUGCGGUGAUAUUGGAAAAUUUUGUAUUUAAUUGAACGGCUAUGCCGGUGGAUUUGGAAUCGAUGGCGCCCGUUACUCACGAAACGAGAUCUCACAAGGGAGAGAAGAUGAAUAAGCUGUGCCGCCAACUCUCCAUCGAGAGUCCGAGCGUGACCGGCCGCGACUGCGUCUUCAGCUUCGACGUGCCCGUGCCGGAUGUGCCAGCGCACGGUGCCCGCAUCCGGGUAAUGUGUGCCGGUGCAUGUUAUCAUCCACGACGUUCGCCGAGCCUCACCAGCUUGACUUCGGUAUCGAGUGGUAGCAGCCUGGCUGCUGAUGUGUCCAUGGAGAGCGACUACCCAGUCUCCACACCGCAUCAUGGGGUACGCGAUGCCGCCCUGUUCCCCGGCUACGAAGUGGCUGGUGUGAUCGAGUCGUUCGGCACUGACGUGCCCGAGGAUUGCGAACUUGCCUUGGGCGACCGUGUGAUUCUCUAUCCCUACGACGGCAUCCCCAACGGCUACGUUGAGUACCUGGUAGUGCACGACCUCAAGUACCUGAUCAAGAUCCCGGACAAUAUGUCGCUCAGCGUAGCGGCUAUGCUGCCGGCUGGUGCACUCCUCGCUAUGAACACCGUCUUCGCCGCUCACGAACAUGUGCAGGCAUUAUUGAAGGAGAGAGGUGAGAAGAGCGUAUGCAAAAUUCUGGUGGUCGGCACAGGUGGUCUCGCUUUAUGGGCGUUAAGAAUCGCAUCGUACCACUUCAGCAACAUGAGAGAUAGAGUCACCACCACGAUAGCCACUCUUAAGGACGAUGGUCUUCUCAUAGCUCAGGAAUUUCAACGUCGACACCUCGAUUCCAGGGUGAGCGUCGUACAGUGGAACGAGGACCUGUACGAGAAACAGCUGAUCGAGCGCACAAUGGACGCCUGCGGCGGCCAGGUGGACGUGGUGAUCGACUUCGGCACGACUUCGCGCAACCUCCACCGCAGCAUGCAGUGCCUCAACAAGGGCGGCGUAGUGUUCGUUAUCAAGGAGGUUGCCGACCGGCUGCUGCCCAAAUUCAGCCGACGAGUGGAGGAGAGGCAGCAGUCUAUCAAACCGGUGGAGUUGGGCACGCUGGAGCAGUUGCAGGAGCUCGUGCAACUGGUCGGUUCUGGUGAGAUCGAGCCGCCCCCACAUACCGUUUACCCGGCCGAGGAGGCCCUCGAUGUCGUCCAGAAGCUUUGCCACUCGGAGAUCCAGGGCCGCGCGAUCCUUCGCUUCUAUCCCGCGGAUUAGAGGACCGCCCGCAAGAAAUUUCCUCACGGAUCGCAUAUUGACGAACAAUAGAUUCGACGACGACGAUGAUCGGAAAGUCAGGACACCGGUCACACCGGUCCAGGUAGUGGGAAUCGUACGAUCGCGUGUGCGUUUGGGAGGCCCGAUGCUCGAAGGAAAUCGGAAUACACAGGAACUAUUGCGCGAGGAAGUAGUUGUUCCGUAUGGCCGAGGUUUAGAAUAGAUGUUGCUACGCGCACGUCCCGCGAGACGAUUCGCGAACACGAGCACUGAGAUUUUCACGGAGCAAAAUGCGACGAUGCGUUGAUAUCAGGAAAGAUUUGAUCCGCCGAAGAUUUUGUAGGAGUCACGUGAUAUUUCACAUAUAAUGGAGGAGUCGAAGAACAACGUCCCAGUUGGCGUUUGCUCAGCAUUAACCAUUGCUUCAGUAAAUCCCAUGUAACGACAACACGAAGCACGAGUAGCGUAACUUCAUCGCUGUAUUCCAUAUCGCUGUUUUUAAUGUUGAGAAGCGCACCAUUUUUGAAGGAGAUAUAAUCAUCGUAUAAGAAACCGAAGUCUUUCCCGUGGGGCUUCUUUCCCCAGAGAAAUUCGUUGAUAAAAAAAAAGCAGAACAUUCAUUAAUCACUUUUAAGAUAGACAUCGUUUUUUGCAUGACGUAUAAUUAACUUCCGCAAGUAUGCAAAGAUAAUCGCACGCAUGCCGAAUUGACAUUACAAGCGAGAUAACGACUUGGAUGACACGAGAUAAUGACGUAAAGUAAUGUCGCUGCGACUAGAAAGAAACAUGGUCGCCAAACGAGCGACGAUCUCUACUUCCUGUUAAUGAAUGUCUAAUAUUUGUCGUUUGCUAGGACAAGUAAAUCAAGAUAUGAUGAUACCGAGCGCGUCAAUGGAACGAUGGAGCAAUUAAUAAGUGAAGAUUGUGGGUUGCAAACGGUAUUGUUUUCAUGUUUAAGAAUCGUUGGACAGAAAUUGCUAAACAGAAUACAUGAAGAAAGCAAUAUAAUCGUUAUUCGAUGUUCUUUCGAUCUUGUCGUGCUGAGAUUAAAUGACGUGCAUGAUAAUAACUAAUUGUGUGAUCCCAAUAUAUUGACACACCUACAAGGAGUUAUUAAGUAUCAGCGACUGAAUAGAAAUGCCGAAAUCGAGAAGCAAAACUUUUGCUUAAGACAAAUAAACGAAAAUGACGAAAAUUUGUCUCACAAAGUACUUAAUUGAUAUCGCUGCUAUAUGUUCGUUAGUUAAAAAAGAGGUCUGUAUUUUUCGGCGUAUUUAAAAUGUAAUUUUCUACUUAAAGAAUUCCCAGUCUCUCUUGUUAUUAUAUGUUAAUAUAGUCUCGUUAAUUUUUACAUACAAAUUUGACGAGAAAAUGCAGACCAAUUUGUUUGGUUGUUGAUAUAAAUUGGAUAUGAGCAGAUUUUUAUACGAUUAACCAGCGAUUCAUAGAACCGGGCGUUCUACUUUGAUUGCGCUGUGAGACGCAAUGUGACGAUCUUGUCGAAUUAAGCACGUCAAGCGAUAUUAUUUACCGUGUUAGCAGUGUCUGUCGCUAUUUGUAUUCACUCAAAAACGUCUCCCAGUGACAGUUGAUUGAUGUUCCUCACAAUUAUUCAGGUCCACAGAAUCAUUAGUAUUAUUGUUGUAAGAGACGUUUUCCGAUCAUUAAAGAUAUCGACAAAUAUACCGCUGACACAGUAUAGAGUAUCGCUGCGAGACUCAAGCAAGUCCGAUAUUUGCGAAUGCACUACAAUGCAUAAUGCAGUGAUAUUGCAACACAAAAUCAAACAUGUAUGUAUAUUUAGAGUCAAUUACAGUAAAUAUCAGUUCUAAAAAGUGAAGUGUCAUCUCGCUAUAGUGAGGUAAUUUUAAAAUGAUGAUUAUAUAGCUCAAAAAUGCGACGAGUAAGGUAAAUGAAUCUAAAAUACUGUUCCGAUUCCGCGGUCCGUGGCCUACAGGUGCGAUGAACAAUUCUUUCUAAGCAUCUUUUUUAAACAACAUAUUUCUUAAGAGACUUAUAUCACGUUGAACACUAUCAUUACACACGUGCUGACGCUAAACUUGCCCUGUUUCGGUCCGGAUAUGAUGACUGAAUUUAAAAAGCAUAAUUUAAAACAAUGCAACGCGCGACUACAUCUAACAUUCACUUUCUGCGAGCUUUUUAGAUUAAUCUAUGAUUACCUCACUGUACCGAUAACACGUCACUGUGCGAUAUCGUGCAAAUAUUUGCGCAAAUACCUAUGGUGUAUUUUGGUAGAAUUCUCUACUCGGUACAUUACUGAGAUUGUAUUUAGAUCGUAGUUGCAACCUGCGAAAGAGUGCACUGGAAUUGCGUUUCGAAGAGGCAAGAGGAACGAGCGUGUUUGUUAUAUCCAACAAUGGUUUCGCGGAAUCGUGGUCCGAGAUCCGAGUUUUCGAGAAAUCGCUAGCUGGCACGUGGCAAGAGCAUAAUCUCCGAGUCGAUCCCAGUAAUUGGAACGUCGCGCGACGCAAGUAAAACUUUAUUGAGCGCGUGUAACCGCGCCCGGAAGAUAUCUCGUUGAUUGUUGUUUAUUAUUAGAUCAGUAUUCACUUCAACUUUUCAUUUAGUAUAAGUUAGCGUAAGCCCGUUCACAUAAUAAGCUUACGACGCGAGCGCGAGUGAUAAUCGCAAUGCAGUCGCAAGUCGCUGUAUCUCGAAAGACUGUUUCGUUCGUUUUAAGAUGUACCCUUUUAUUUUUUAUCGUAUCGUACAUUUAGAAGAUAGUUUAGCGCGUCGCAUUAUUGUAUCUAUACUGUUGUUUGUAACAGUGAACACAUUAUAUUAGGGCGAUAAUGUAGCCUCAAUACAUUUUCUUUCUUUUUUUU